Messenger RNA from Oryctolagus cuniculus (rabbit), 600 nucleotides. The record is from RefSeq and is a predicted model, not a curated record. Lineage: Eukaryota; Metazoa; Chordata; Mammalia; Lagomorpha; Leporidae.
AGGCUCCGGGCGUCAUGUACUACAAGUUUAGUGGCUUCACGCAAAAGUUGACGGGAGCAUGGGCUUCAGAUGCCUAUUUCCCACAGGGAUUAAAGCCUGUGGUUUCCACAGAGGCACCACCUAUCAUAUUUGCUACUCCAACUAAAUUGACCUCCAACUCUCCCGCAUAUGAUUAUGCUGGGAAAAACAAAGUUCCAGAGUUGCAGAAGUUUUUCCAGAAAUCUGAUGGUGUACCCAUCCACCUGAAACGAGGCCUGCCUAACCAAACGCUUUACCUGACCACCAUGGCGCUGACUGUGGGAGGGACCAUCUACUGCCUUAUGGCCCUCUACAUGGCUUCACAGCCCAAAAGCAGAUGACUUAGACUCUACCCCGGGCCCCUUCUCUCCCUUCCAUUUCUCCUUCAGUCAACCCUGUAGUAUGGGAUACAUCCUACCCUGUAAUCGCCAUCCACCAUGCUCCUAUUUGCAUCUCCCUAAAGGAUUCCAUAAAAGCUAUUAUUGUUCUCCAGUAUCUUUUAACUCCAGAGGCCAUAGAGGCAUAAGACGAUUAUAAACCACCUCCUUCAAGGUCGCAUCCUUGUUCCUACCCACUCACCUC